UCGAUGAAACGUAAGAAGUGAUGGAGGACAUUUCGUGAUUGGAUGUAAUCUUUGUGGACAAAAUCUAUUGUUUUUCACAGCAGAAGAGGAUUUAUUCUCCUGUUUUAAGUCUGAUGUGAAUCAGCUGACAGUAUGGGGGUACUGCUGGUCCUUGCUGUCAUACAAGCGCUGACAGUCGCAUUGGCGUCUGGAGAGUGCCCGGUGGUGUGCGAGUGCCCAGCCGGGGCCCCGUCCUGUCCACCGGGGGUCAGUUCCGUGGCGGAUGGAUGCGGCUGCUGCAAAGUGUGCGCGGCACAGCUCAACCAGGAUUGCCACGAGGGGCAACCCUGCGACCACCACAAAGGCCUGGAGUGUAACUACGGCAACGACGUGGGCCGUACUCACGGCAUCUGCAGGGCCAAGGCAGAGGGCCGCUCCUGUGAGUACAACGGGCGAAUCUACCAGAAUGGUCAGAACUUCCAUGCCGGUUGCAAGCACCAGUGCACCUGCAUCGACGGGGCAGUGGGCUGUGUGCCCCUCUGCCCCAGCCAUUUGCCCUUGGCUUCCCCUUCCUGUCCCGCUCCACACCUGGUCAAGGUGCCGGGCCAGUGCUGCCUCAGCAUCCACUGCCACAAGGGCUCUACCGUGGUCCAACCGUACCCGCCGUACCCCUUCAUGCCGUACCCUUACCCCAAACCCUACCAGAAACUGUAUCCCUACAAAGCCAAGACUGACCUGGACGCCCUGGGGAACGAGCUGGUGGAGGCGGGCCGCAGAUGGGACAAAGCGCGUGGCCACAAGCACCUGGCGGCGUGGCGACAGGUGGGAGAUGAGUGCGUGGUCCAGACCACCUCCUGGUCCCAGUGCUCUCGCAGCUGCGGGAUGGGCGUUUCCUCUCGCGUGACCAACGACAACGCCGGCUGUCAGCUGGUCAAGGAAAGGCGUCUGUGCAACAUCCGGCCCUGCAGCUCCAUGUCCAUCCCGCUCAAGAAAGGCAGGAAGUGCUCCCGAACCCACAAGGCCCCCGAGCCGCAGCGCCUGUCCUACGCCGGCUGCAGGAGCACUCGCCUGCACCGCCCCAACUACUGCGGCGUCUGUCGGGACGGCCGAUGCUGCUCGCCUCGCCGCACGCGCACCGCCGGCGUCACCUUCGCCUGCCCGGACGGCGAGCGCUUCACCCGAUCCGUCAUGUUCGUCCAGUCGUGCAAGUGCAGCGACGAGUGCAACCACCUCAACGAGGCGGCCAUGCCGCCGCAGCGAUGGCUCUACGGAGACACGCACAAGUUCAUGGACUAGUUCCUCUGCGUACUAACUCUGCAGUCGUAGAAUAGUGUCCCCAUUAUCUAGGAGUAGAUACAUCUUCACCAGCUCUGCUUUAGUGUAGAUAAAAAAAAAGAAGCUGACAUUUUGUGGAUGGAGACGCCAAACUGAGACUUUUACAUGGGUGGGGGGGUCCUGUCAUGUCACGUCCUGUGAAUAGCUGACACACACAAACCAUCAACCAUAGAAAGCCCCCUCUUUGGGUAUUUAUUGUGGGGGGUCACACAUGUUUGGAGCCUCAACGGGACUAAACAGCUGAGAGCUGUCAGCCAUUGAAGGGGUUUGACCCCCCGGGUCCAAUCAGAGGCCCUAUCUAGGAGACGGAUGAUGAAGAGGUCAAAGGUCGUUGACACAGCUGGACGCACCCCCUGCUUUUGUCUACGCGAGAACCCCAGGCGUUUAGCCGCAGGCCGGGGAUUCUGGCGUCGACAAGUCCAACCGCCAAAUUACAAUCCCGACUCCAAGGAAGCGGCAGGAGAGGGUUGCUAUAAAAAUAAAAAAGGGAAAACCGGGGCGCUGAGGUAAACCCCUCAUUUGGGACGCCAGGGCGGAACCGCUCGGCCUGUCAUCAAGCAGCUCCAGUUGGAGGCUGAGUCAUGAAGAACAUGAGUCAUACUUCUUAGUGUUGUGAGAGGCAGCGGGUCAAAGCUGAACCAUUUCUUCCAAAGCAUUUCUACUGUAAAAGACAUGAAAUGAAAAAUACUAUACUUCUGGAUGCUGUUGCUGCGUAUCGCUUUGGUGUCGCGGGAGCAACAAACUUCCAUGCUUUUGUUGAUGUGCCAAAACUUUUUUCACAGACAUAGUCCAUGUCAAGUAUAUUUGAGCACUGAGAUGUUCACAUCCUUCAUAUGCAAACUCAAAAGGAUUCUACAAGUGUACAUAAUAAUUACAGCAUGAUUUGACUUGUGUAUUCCAUUAAAUACUUCUACAUAAAGUCAC
Entelurus aequoreus (snake pipefish) is the source of this 2238-nucleotide messenger RNA. RefSeq names its product CCN family member 1-like. The record is from RefSeq and is a predicted model, not a curated record. Gene Ontology annotation, molecular function: protein binding. The transcript has 5 exons. Gene Ontology annotation, biological process: signal transduction. Gene Ontology annotation, cellular component: extracellular region. NCBI's taxonomy places the organism in Eukaryota, Metazoa, Chordata, Actinopteri, Syngnathiformes, Syngnathidae. Bases 133 to 1275 code for a protein of 380 amino acids.